CUUCAGGCGAGAGGGCAAUUCCUGGGCUUGGUGUUAGCGUUCUGCUGGGGCUCUUUCUUUGAUCUGCUCUCGUCCGGCAAUGACGGCGAUGCAUUAGCACUCAGUGUAGCUUUCUGUUUAUUUCUUGCCGUUUCCCGUGAUCGUUUCUCAUUCGGUCUGUUUAAUUUAAAAAUAAUAUAGUGCUCAUAUCUUGGAUCAGUUCUUGCAUUUUUCUGGUUUUCUGAUUUUGCGUUUUAUCACAAGAGUUUUCGAAAGCAACAAGAAACACUCCAACGUCAAAGUCAAACUGAUUUAAACCAAAACCAUCUGCAAAACGGCAAAACCAAGAAGACGGCCUGGCUGUUAAACUCAACAAUCCAAGUCUAUCUAUCGCAAGUGAAACGACUGGAUCCUCCAUUACCGAAACACAACGCCAGGAAACAAACUCAAGAAUUUUCCAAACGAGAGACGUUGUCUAUUGCAAAGCAAACAUAGAACAAAUUUUGUAUCACACUUGAUUUCCUUCGAGCACAAAGGUGUGACUACAAUUUCAAGCCCACCCACCACCCUUCAGCAGUCCUUUUUACUACCCCUUUAUUUGACACUCUUCAUCGUCCGUGAUGAUGCAAAACGGAAUGGAACUUCCUGUGCAGACGGGCAUGGCUUCAACUGGACCCGUGCCACAGCACCCUUCGCCCGUGGCUACAUCGGUCUCACCUCAGCCUCCACCCCACGUGGUGGGUGUCAAUACUCAACAACCGCAACCACAACAACAACUCUCUGGUCAGACUCAUCAAGUCCAAAACAUGGGACAGGAUGACGAGGAUGGGAAUAAAACGAACUUGAUUGUCAACUAUCUUCCACAAACUAUGACUCAAGAGGAGAUCCGAUCCUUGUUCUCUUCGAUUGGAGAGGUGGAAAGUUGCAAGCUAAUUCGAGACAAAGUUACAGGUCAAAGCUUGGGAUACGGAUUUGUCAAUUACCAUCACAUUGAGGAUGCCGACAAAGCCAUCCAAACUUUAAAUGGAUUACGACUUCAAAACAAAACUAUUAAGGUCUCCUAUGCCAGACCAAGUAGUGAAGCAAUAAAAGGUGCCAAUCUGUACGUCUCUGGCUUGCCAAAGCACAUGACCCAACCUGAUCUGGAACGCUUGUUCUCCUCAUGUGGUAACAUCAUCACUUCCAGGAUCCUCUGUGAUAACAUCACAGGUUUGUCCAAGGGAGUUGGAUUUAUUCGCUUUGACCAACGCAUGGAGGCCGAGCGAGCUAUUCAAAAGCUCAAUGGCACAAUUCCAGAGGGCGCUAGCGAUCCCGUUACCGUCAAGUUUGCAAAUAACCCAAGUAACAAUGCCAAGGCCAUCCCUCCAUUGGCCGCUUACUUGGCCCCAACUGCAGCAGCCCGUCGAGCAUUUGGCGGUGCUCUACAUCCGGCAGCGGCUGCAGCGAGUCGCUUUAGCCCCUAUUGCAUUCCAUCGGCAGCGGCCGGGUUAUCACUGGAUUUAAGUUUCAAAGAUCCGGGCGCUGGGAAACCUAUUUUGGGUGGCAAGGCCCUUUCCAGAUAUUCUCCAUUGGCUGGAGAGCUCCUAACCGGUAACCCGAUUCUUCCUGGCACUGGUAGUACUGGUGGAGGGGGAACAGCCGCAGCGGCUCUAAACGGAAGUGGUUGGUGCAUUUUUGUCUACAAUUUGGCUCCAGAGACGGAGGAAAAUAUUCUCUGGCAACUCUUCGGUCCGUUUGGGGCUGUUCAAAACGUGAAGGUCAUCCGAGAUCUUCAAACCAACAAGUGCAAGGGUUUUGGUUUCGUCACCAUGACCAACUAUGACGAAUGUCUGGUGGCCAUUCAGUCCCUUAAUGGAUACACCUUGGGCAAUCGGGUGCUUCAAGUGAGCUUUAAGACCAACAACCGGAAGUCUUAGGAAGCAGCUAUCCCAAGAAAAAGAAGAAACAGAAGUCCAACAAGACCAGAUCAACCCAACAACUAUCCUGUUCUAUGCUCUAUGACCGAUACUUGAAUUUUGUCGUUUUCUUAGAUUUACGGUCUAGCCUAAGCCUUUACCGACAUUGUCAUUAUAAUCAGCAUUACAUUCACCAUUAUGGAAUCAGUUUCAAGCUAUUCCUAUCAUGAUCAUUUUUAUGAUUCAUACCUCCACCCUCAUCAUUCCCACUACCACCAUCACACCCACCCUCAGCAUUACUAAUCUCAUUGCCAUCACCACCACCACCAACAACAACAACAAGAACAACAACAAAACGACAACCAACACUAUCAUGAUUGAUUUGAUUCUUAUCUAGUCCUUUUACCGCUCUCCUCUACCUUUAUGAUCAUGAUUCAAUGUUCAAGAACCUAAUUAAUCGUAUGAUUAUAUGUUUCACCUAUCCUCAUAUUGCUCCUUCUCAUCAUCUCCUGUAUCAUAUUUGUUGUUAUGGAUAACUUCUAGUCAACACGAAAAACAACAACGGUAAGCAACUGGAUUACAGUUAUUAAUAGUUUGAAAUACUCAGAACGUCAUAACGUUGCCGACCUAAUUUAGCUUGAUAUUGAAGUUAUGAACCUUGUCGUCAUUUUAUCUAAUUUGAUUCAACUUGGUCAAUAAAGUAUGUCAAACAGCA
Tigriopus californicus is the source of this 2589-nucleotide messenger RNA. RefSeq names its product ELAV-like protein 1. The transcript has 8 exons. Gene Ontology annotation, molecular function: RNA binding. The record is from RefSeq and is a predicted model, not a curated record. Gene Ontology annotation, cellular component: ribonucleoprotein complex. Lineage: Eukaryota; Metazoa; Arthropoda; Copepoda; Harpacticoida; Harpacticidae. Bases 600 to 1895 code for a protein of 431 amino acids.